AUGGUACAUUUUUAUUAUUUGCUGAAGUUCAUAAAUGAAGGGUAGAUUAAAUGAUGCACCCUCCUUCCUCACCCUUAUUCUUGCUUUUUAAAUUGAGUCCUUGGGAAAAGAGAUCAUGGUUUUGGGGAAGAUUGAGAAAGUGGGCAAGAAUCUGAAUGUUCAGGAGGAUUCAAUUUUCCCUGUUUUUGACUUCAUAGUUAAUAUGCAGGGCUUUAAAACAAGAAAAUGUGUCAGUUUCUCCUGUCCAAUCUCUCAUGAUACAUUAACUUCAGAGGUCAUUAACUUCCUCCUGUAAAACACAUCAGACCACCCUAAUGACUGCACGGUCACCAGCGUCCCUUGAUAACUGGGCAGACCAAGGUUAGAGGAGGACAUCUGAGUGUUGGGACUGUGGGAGCAGAGAUAUGCUUACAGAGCACUUUGCACAUUUUCUUCCUCUUUUUUUUUUCUUCUAUAUGCCUCUCCGUCAUGCCAAGAAAACUCUGUGUGGGCCAUCCAUCUCUAUACAGAGGGAGGAGAGAGACCUUCAACUCCCCGCACACACCACGAGAGGUGACGAGCAUCAGUCAAAAACAGGCCAGCGCUCUGUUUGCUGUUUGGCAGCAUCAGGAAAUGUGCUGUUCUGUUUGAUGAGACGAGUGAUGGCAGUGUCAUAUCACAGCUGGACAGAGAUGAAGGUAAGCCACUUAAUCAGCAGGAAGCUCGGCAAGGGCCUAUGAUGUCCUGGUUUUAUUAAAAUAUACAUAUAUCUUAUUUACUUAUAAUAAGAAUCUGUCAUACAAAAGUUAUGUUUAAAUAUAAUUUAGAUUACAAUAAAAAAUGUUUGCAAACUAACCCAAUUCUUGGGACGAUGGCCUUGAGGUCAAAUUUGCAAAGUUAGCCCCAUCUAGUGGACAAAAAUAACAUUGCAUAAUAUGACAGAAACUAGAAUUCGUUCAACAGGCCAGUGAUAAAAAUGUAAGUUUCUCAUUUUCAUGAUUAAAACUCAAAUUAGAAUAUCAGCAUUAAACAAUUACCUCUUUGAAAAUACAGAAAUGCCUCAUGAGCAGACCAAUACAAACUGUAGGUCUUUAAAAAGUUUUAAUAUUUAAAAAUAUAUAUAUAUUUCGGUUGAUAGUUUUACUGCGAGCAUGUGUUUUUUUUUUUCAAUUGUGGCACCGUCUGUGGCCAGAGUGAUACCUCAUAUCAUUAUAUCUUCCAUAUGUUUAUAUUAUAUUAUAUUUUCUGACUAAAAACAGUGAGUAUUUGCAGAAGCAGAAGUUAAUUUAAAAUAAAAGUUGUUUAUCCAGAAAAGCUGAUUGUCAGUGUUGAUGCUAAAGGUCUCGUUUGCCUUUUUAACUCACGAAGAGACUUAACUAUCGAUGUCAAUCUUUUUUAUAACCAGAUAAACACUCUUCACAGGAGGUUUAUGUACUUGCACCACUACCCAGCUCAACUAUUACAUUUUUACACACAAAAGGUUCAUGCUGAAACGUAAAGGACACUUCAGUGAGGUUAGCUCUUUCAUCACUUUCACUUUUAAAAAGGCAGAAUAAAUGUGUUUAAGCAUGUACAGUUCAAAUAUGACACUCAUGCUGCCUACAUCAACUCUCUUUAUGAGUUUGUUGAUGUGCUUUUCUCUCUUAUCCUUUUCUCUUUCUGUGAUAUUAAAGUCAUAAAUAACCAGAAUAUCAGCACACAUACUUCAAUGAUAACAGUCCAAAUAUCUCUUGUGGUGUAAUAAGUAUAAAGACAGUCCAAUUUUGAAUCAUCUGGUCUGUUUUUUGUGGCUUUUUUGGGCUGUCAAGAUCCUCCAGACAAGACACUUUUAUUUCAUAUAGCAUGUUUAUAGGUAAACUUAUUGUGUCUUUGAAUUAAACAGAUACUGUAAAGUAACAUGAGCAGAACAAUUAAAGUAUUAAAACAUAAAUUAAAUUUGAUUGAUAGUUUCAAUGCUUUUUAAUCAACUGAGGCUGUUGAAGAAAACCAAAUUGAAUGUCCUGUUUUAUUUCAUUGGUGAUUGUGUAGCAAAUAAACCCUCAGACAAUACCCAUUCUAGAGUAAGUUAUUGAAAUAGGGCAGAUAGUGGGUGUAUAUAUAUAUGUAUCUGUUACUGUGUUUGUAAUGUGAACCUGUAAGUGUAUUUUAACACUUGACACUUGUAAGUAUCCCAUGAGGUCUUAUAAGUAACGCUUUAAUUUAUUAAUGCUUAUGACAUGGACCUUGAUAUAGAGUGUUACUGUAAAUGGUACAAGAUUAUACUGUUUACUCACCUCUUAGCAGUGCUAUUGCCAUUGCGAAGUAAACAGAGGGGUGUGUUACAGUCUGUCCGCAUGCAUGCAUACGUGGCUGUGUGUGUGAAGUGGUCACACACACAAACAAACAAACACAUACAGAGGUUUCUGUCAGAGCUGCAGCUGUCACUCAGUCAUGGCGCUCUUGAACCACUUGUUGCUCUUGUUCUGUUUAAUGCCGCAGGUUCUAGGCACCCCUUUCUUCCCACCAACAUGCUACUCCAAGGUGCUGAGCAUGGCCCGGGAGCUCACGCAGUGGGCUGCGCACCUGAAGAGGGACUACGAAACUGUAAGUCUAAAGAUUUGUUGUUCAUUUUGUAGAUUUAGGAUCUACACUUAUUGAAGUUUAACAUCACAGCUGAGAUUUGGAAAGGUGCUACUACGGUGCUGUAUUUUGACAUUUAUAUGUUUUACAUUAUUAUAAAGGUUUUUGUUGAGAAAAGAGAUUUCUUAGCUAUUUAUUGACUCGGUUAGAUGUGUUAGUAACCAAAAUAUAAGAGAUUAAUUUAGUAAUCUAAACCCUGUAAAUUCAUGUUUCUCAUACUCCAGGUAAAUCACCCCAAAAUCUUUGAGUUCUUUAAAUUUAAAUAUUAAUUAUCUAAUUAUCUGUCUGUUAAUUUUCUGUCCAGGGUUACUGCAUGGCCCACAUGCCAGAUCUCCACCUUGAUGUCCACGUAAGCAUGACUUUAAUUUCCCUAAAACCUCUUUGUUUCAUUGGAAAAUGGUCCGAUUCAUCAUGGUACAUAGUUUGCAUAUUGAAAUGUACUUUUUGUAAAGGUAACAGAAGUGUCAGAUAAAGUUCAUACUCUAUUUAAAACACUCCGGUGUGAAGAACCAACAUCAAAUGAAACUGUGUUUUUUCAUCUAUACUUAAGGUCGUAUAGUGAGUCGUGUGUUUUGAGCUCUUUGUCUGUUUUCAAUACUUGACACAAACAUCUCUGGUAUUCUGACUGCAAACCUCGGCUGUAAAUCAGGCUCAAGGACACUAAUUACUGCUGCCUUGCUUCCACCAGAACGCGUGUGUGAUGCACAAAAUAAGGACCUACAUCUCCCUGAUAGAAGAGCUGCGACAGCGGCGCUGCGCUUACACCAGCGACGUGAGGAGGCUUGGGGGCAGUCUGAGACAGCUCUUCAUCUUCAUAUCGCAGAAAUGUCACGGGGUAAGAAAAAGGGAAACAAUGAGGCCCGAAUAAUACAGUAAAGGUGAAUCUAUUUGUGCAAUAAAUCAGAGAGGUGGAGUGGUACACAAAAAAGUUAACAGUAGUCAUGGAUACUGUAACAAAAACAGGGGUUUGUCUUAUAUCAAUUAUUCUUCUGAUUAAAGUGAAAGGACGGCAUUUCUAUUCUGCAAAGUGCUACAGCGUCUAACAAAAACUAUGCCAAAGAUGAAGUUGUGCAAAAAACUCCUUUUUAAAACUGUCAUUCAGAUUAUUAGAAGUGGUUUUAUAGCCAAAAAGUCCUGCUGUAUCCUACUCUAAGAUCGAUGUUGUCUUCUGUGUGUCCGAUGAAUCAAGCUCCAUUACUCUCAGAUAUAUUAAAGCAUCCAGUUGUUCAUGUAUUUUUAAAUUAAACGUAACCAAAGAUCCACUCCAGUGGUGAAGUCACCACAGUCAGCAGAGAAAAAGAGAGAAUAAACUAACUCUGAUGAGCCGUGUUCCAACUGUCCGCUGGUGGGACACUCAGUGGGUCAUUUCACAGGAUUAAACAGGCUUUAUGAAGCAGAUUAUGGAAAACAUUCAGUCCUCUGUGGAUUUUUGAUCCUCUGCACCUGAACGUCAUGUCAGGCACAUCUGGGUUUAUGUGUAGUUUACUAAAACAGACUCAUAUGACCUCUUUGGGCAGACCAGGUCGCAGUGUCUGCAAAAAGGCCUCAUUUAAUUCACUCUCAGGUCAAUUGAAGUAUUUUUUUUGUGGAUGUGCUUGCACUUUUACUACUUUGGAACAUGAAUUUGAAAUUUUAGCUAAUUGCUCAAAACAUGACGUGUUUUAUUAAAUAAUUUCUCUUCCAUCUCUUUUUUUACAGGACUUGGUGUUCACCAUCUAUGACUGUGCUGCACUGGAGGGCUGA
Messenger RNA from Xyrichtys novacula (pearly razorfish), 4341 nucleotides. Lineage: Eukaryota; Metazoa; Chordata; Actinopteri; Labriformes; Labridae. The record is from the annotation of a GenBank genome assembly.